UCCUCCUGACUCAGCCUCCCGAGUAGCUGAGACUACAGCUCAUCUGUGUCAUUCUCUCACAAUGGAAGGGAUGAAGAAGACUGAUACCCAACUGCCCACAAGUAGGCAGAAGCCUAUAAAGACUGAGUGGGAUUCCCGAAGUGUCCUCUUCACCUAUUUCCAGGGGGACAUCAACAGCGAAGUGGACGAGCACUUCUCCAGAGCUCUGAGCAAUAUUAAGAGGCCCCAGGAAUUGAACCCCUCGAGCCAGAGCCAGAGUGAAGAAGUGAUCCUAAAAAAUGAUGGUGACAUGCCUCCAAAUCAUUGGCAUUUCUCUUCUCCCUGGACAAAGCCACUGCCAGAAGCAUCCCUUGCAACUCCUGCCACCACCAGCAGAUUGAGUGUGUGUGAUCCCAUGGCCGUGGAUCACUACCCCCUGGCCCUGUCGGAGACACCCUCUGCUCAUCCCAGGGAGCUGUGGCAUUUCCCCUCCCUGGCAAGCCCCAGCACCCCAGAGCCUGGCUAUGCUCAAGUAUUUCCCGGUGGGCACCUGGUUCCAGGGCCUCACCAAGCUAGGAAAUGUGAUCCCUUCCUAAGUUACCUCCAGCAGGACAGAUGCCUAACUUGUCCUCAGGAACCUGCCGUGAGGGAAGAUUACAACCCUGUCCAGAUCGCCGGAAGCACGGGACUGUUCUUCAACCUGCCUCCCAGCUCAGUCCACUGUAAGGAAACGCUUACAGAUACUUGGAAGACUGCCUCUGAUUGGCCGUGGUUGAGUAAAAAACUGUAUGUCUCCCCGAGUCCUGGACCUGUCAGUCCCAGCCUUGCAAAUGAAAGAAGCCCGUCUCCAGAGAGAAGAAAAAACCUGUUCUUUUAUUAACCUUGGUGUGAUGAAGAGAAUUUUUUUCUAAACCUGCACAUAAUUUUUUCAAACUGUGAAUCCAAGGGUCUCAUCUCUAGUUUCCAUUUCUGCCACUAAAGAACACUGAAUCGGAAACAAGUUUAUGCUCUCCCUAAAACUGUGUAUUUCUUUUCUUUGGCAACUAUAUCCUAUGCCAAGGUUUUUCAAACUUGUUAAGUGAAUCCCCAGCAUAUAAAAUGUUUAAAACAGUUCUUCUGGAGUGGAGAGCAUUCAUCCCACUCGCUCACUACAUGUGCUGCCUUCUUACUGAAAAAUCAUAGCCGCCAACACUCCCUAGCAGCAUCCUUUGAGGCAAAACUGACCACAUGAGAUUUUGUGGGGCUGCCCCAUUUUUUCAUUUGAAUCGAGGUAUCGACAAGUCCGAAGUUUUCCAGUCUUAAUUGGACUAUGGCCAACUUCACUCUUGCCUCUACCAAAAGCAACAUGAAAAUGGAGUAGGCAAGACCUGCCAAGAAUGGGUUGAGGCCGCAGUCUCCCUACAUAUCCCAAAUCCGGAAAAAAGCUGAAAACUCUCAGUCUGAACCUGACCGAUGAACUAUGUUCACUUGGAGAUUUUGGUUCCUCAAUUCUAAAAAAGUUGUUGAGAAAUGUGACAACUUACUUAUUGGAAACUGAGCAAAGUGGCCCAUCCCAAGUUGGGCUUAUUGCUGGAGCAGAGUUUAUUCCGUAUCCAGAUCACUUCCUCAGUGCAGUUCCUUCAGUUUCCAUCUUUGCUUGCUCUCAUGAUGGGGACUCGGGCACCUGACAACCUACAGGUGUCCUUUUGGAGCCUGGUGGAGUAUGACGCCCUUCCAAAUGGGGCUCACCUGGCUUUCACAAACAAUGUAACUUUUUCUUUAGUUCCUUCAGCAUUAGUAACAUCUGAGAAAUACUUUCUUCUCAGCACUGAACUACUGGGGCCACCCAGCUGGAUACCCGUCACAUUUUCCGUCAAGUUGGAGGAGCAAGGCAAGACUUGGCACAAGAU
Chinchilla lanigera (long-tailed chinchilla) is the source of this 1868-nucleotide messenger RNA. It is a transcript of the gene Vgll1, whose product is annotated as vestigial-like family member 1. Gene Ontology annotation, cellular component: nucleus. The record is from RefSeq and is a predicted model, not a curated record. The transcript has 5 exons. Gene Ontology annotation, biological process: regulation of transcription by RNA polymerase II. Lineage: Eukaryota; Metazoa; Chordata; Mammalia; Rodentia; Chinchillidae. Bases 62 to 859 code for a protein of 265 amino acids.